Pyricularia oryzae 70-15 is the source of this 582-nucleotide messenger RNA. RefSeq lists its product as uncharacterized. The record is from RefSeq and is a predicted model, not a curated record. Bases 1 to 582 code for a protein of 193 amino acids. NCBI's taxonomy places the organism in Eukaryota, Fungi, Ascomycota, Sordariomycetes, Magnaporthales, Pyriculariaceae. The transcript has a single exon.
AUGAGUUCACCAGCUGUCCCGGCAAAUCUCACUCAUUAUCAACAGCCCGAAACUCUUCUACACCAGCUUAUUUCCUGUAUUAACAAAAUUUCCCAGGAUAAGAGCUUUCAGCAGCUACAGAUCAUCCUCAAAGACCAUGGGAUUGUUCAAGAGAAGCUCCGCGCCACAGACAGUGCGUACAGAAAGAAUUUGGAGGAGCUGGCUCAACUGACUGCGGAUAAAAAAGCCGAAAAGGAACGAUUGACGAAGAAGAUUUUGGAGCAGAACUCGGAGACCAACAAGGCCUUGGAGGACAAAAUGACAGUCCAUAGAAAACUUGAGGCACAGAAAACCAUAAACGCGGACUUGGAAUCAACGAUUAAAUCACUCGAGCAGGAGCUAAACCGAGUGGUUGCACACAGCAAGAAGCAUGAGGAAUCCGUUGACAAACACAAGACCAUCCUUGAGAAGCAAAAGGAGCAGAUAGAAGCCGCAAAACAAGAAGUCGCUACAGCAACGAACAAGUUGAAGAUGGCUAGCGAUCAAUUAGGCGUAAAGUCCGACGCCCUGAAAGAAACCGAAAGAAAACUUGGGUUGUUUUAA